Messenger RNA from Adineta ricciae, 1299 nucleotides. The record is from the annotation of a GenBank genome assembly. NCBI's taxonomy places the organism in Eukaryota, Metazoa, Rotifera, Eurotatoria, Adinetida, Adinetidae.
AUGAUUGAAGACCCUCCACACAGAACACAAAACUGUGAUCCAUCUUCAGUUUAUAUACCACUUGAGUCACUCACCGAGCCAACUGUCCGUUCGGUUAUCAAUGUUGUAGUUCCACAUUAUUCGCUCAAUUGGGAUCAUAGCGAACGUACGCUACUAAUAUUCUUACUUGCAUUGAACAAAAAGUUGACAGACAUUGAAAAUAGUUUCGAGAGCGAUGAGAAGAAACUGGACCAACGGAUAAUUGAGCAUGCUAGACAAGUUCGUGCGUGGCUCGUUGAUAGAAACAACCAACCAUUGGACUGGAAAGAACUUCAGAAGAACUAUGAUGAUACAUGUGACAAAAAACACGAUGCUCUGGCAAAUUAUCAUCAUGCUGACAAUGCAAAUCCAUACUUCGAGUUAGAUAUGAAAACUCCGCAUAAAGUUGUCAAACAGUCGCGUGAAUAUAUGAAGAAAUUUCGUGCAGAAGGAUUUAAACCGGAAGAGCUGAAAGUUUAUUGGAAUGCAGAACAAUUGGAGAGUUUGUGUCCAACAGAGGGUGAAGAUGAAGAUAAAAUUUCGUAUGAUCCAUCCGAUAAGGAUGCUUACGAGAAUCUUCGACAAUAUCCAGUUGCGUCUCGGAGAAACCGCGGAGAAAUCACCUAUGUCACUAAUGGCAUUGAAAAAGCUGUGUUUGAUAUACCCGAAGACGCUCAAAUUAUCGUUCUCAAUUUUGCAAAUGAACAAUCACCGGGUGGUGGUUAUCUACGUCGUGCAAUGGCGCAGGAGGAAGUUAUUCUAUAUAAUUCUGAUGGCUAUCGAGCAUUGCUCGACCUGAAAUAUCAACGAAUGUGCGGAGGAUAUGCCAUUCCUGAAUUUGGGUUGGCCUAUGUCCGCAAUAUGCGCUUCUUCGAUGCACAUGACGAGAAAAAAUACCGUAAAACAGAUAUGUUGGUUUCUGCAUGCUAUUGUCUACAUGGUUCUGAGCUGUAUAAUAAUCCAGAAAAUGACGACGAAUUGGAAAAGAAUAAUGUGGCGAAAUUUCGUGCAUUCAUUUCUGCAGCUGUAGCAAAUACAAUUGGUGAUGGCAAAAAUACAUACCUCUUGCUUGGUCCUAUCGGUACUGGAGCAUUUGGAAAUGAUGUUGACAAAAUAGCUAAAGUUUUCAAAAAAGUGCUUGACAUGAACAUGAUGGGUUCGAACGGACCGAUCCGUUAUGCAUUUGAACAUAUCUGGUUCGUUUCUAUUGAUGAUUGGAAGAACGAUGCAUUUGAAAAAUACAUACCAAGUAUCGAGUCAAGCAAAGGUGAAGUUUUUUGA